AGCAAGCAUUAAACUACACGUGUGUGUGUGUAUGCCUUGUGCCCUGUGCAUUGAAUGAAUUGAUGUUGACCAUCGUCGUAUUCUUACAAUCACCAAUCUCAUAGGCCAUCUUCUCAUCUCGGUUCUGGAGAAGCGCAAAUAUACAUCAUGGGUCUAAAUUGGGUACUACUCAUCUCACGUCAAGGCAAAGUCCGUCUGGCAAAAUGGUUCACAACAAUGAGUCCAAAAGCAAAAUCAAAGAUUACAAAAGAUGUCACACAACUUGUGCUCGCGAGAAGGUCAAGGAUGUGUAAUUUCCUAGAAUACAAAGAUACGAAAGUGGUGUAUAGAAGAUAUGCAUCCUUGUUUUUCGUAACGGGAAUAAGUCAAGAUGAUAACGAAUUGAUCACGUUGGAAAUCAUUCAUCGAUAUGUUGAGAUCUUGGACAGAUAUUUUGGAAAUGUCUGUGAAUUGGAUUUGAUCUUCAACUUCCAGAAAGCAUAUUCAAUCUUGGACGAAUUAAUCAUAUCGGGAGAAGUACAGGAAUCAAGCAAGAAAUCCGUUCUGCGUGUGGUCAGUCAAUCAGACGCUAUAGAGGAAGCAGAGAAUUCAGAGGAUAGUUUGGCACGAAUCGGUAGUAGGAGUCAAUGAUUCAAGAUCAGACGAGAUAUCAUGUAUUAUUAUAAAAAGCAGCUCUCCAUGAGAUCACAUGACAGCAUCGAAUAAUUAACCAAAUGUUCAGAGAGAAAAGAG
Molecule: messenger RNA, 732 nt
Organism: Meira miltonrushii
Lineage: Eukaryota; Fungi; Basidiomycota; Exobasidiomycetes; Exobasidiales; Brachybasidiaceae
Product: putative APS1-AP-1 complex subunit
Exons: 2
Coding region: 148-630 (160 amino acids)
Biological process (GO): protein transport; vesicle-mediated transport
Cellular component (GO): intracellular membrane-bounded organelle; AP-1 adaptor complex
Molecular function (GO): clathrin-cargo adaptor activity
Source: RefSeq, a predicted model, not a curated record